Giardia duodenalis is the source of this 2160-nucleotide messenger RNA. Its product is annotated as Transketolase. Gene Ontology annotation, biological process: pentose-phosphate shunt. The transcript has a single exon. Gene Ontology annotation, molecular function: transketolase activity. The coding region runs from base 1 to 2160 and encodes 719 amino acids. Gene Ontology annotation, cellular component: cytosol. The record is from RefSeq and is a predicted model, not a curated record. Lineage: Eukaryota; Fornicata; Diplomonadida; Hexamitidae.
AUGCUUGACGGAAUAGACGGGCGCUGUAUCAACGCCAUCCGCUGUCUUUCUGUGGACCAGGUCAAUGCCGCAAAUUCUGGGCACCCAGGGACGCCUAUUGGGUUUGCCCCGGCCGCAUAUAUCCUAUUCAAGGAGUUUCUCCAAUUCGAUCCCAGCGACCCUCUCUGGAUCAACAGGGACCGCUUUGUAUUGUCAAAUGGGCACGCGUCUCCAUUAAUUUACUCCCUUCUACAUCUAUUUGGGUAUAACCUUUCUAUGGAUGAUCUUCGUCACUUCCGCCAGCUUGGCAGUCACACACCUGGUCAUCCUGAGAGAGACAUCUCUCGUGGGAUUGAGAUAACGACGGGUGCUCUUGGCCAAGGCAUCGGGAGCGCCGUUGGCAUGGCUUUGGCCUCCAAGUGCGCUGCUGCGCAAUAUCCGGGCGUCUUCACCAAUAAGGUUAUUUGCGUCGUUGGCGAUGGUUGUCUUCAAGAGGGCGUCAGUGCGGAAGCAUCCAGCCUUGCAGGGCGCCUGCAGCUUAAUAAUUUGAUCGUUCUUUAUGAUGAUAAUGGAAUCACGAUAGACGGUAAAACUGCGAUCAGCUUCACGGAAGACGUGGCACGCCGCUACCAAGCAUACGGGUGGCAAGUUCUUGAGGUGAAGAAUGGAAACACUGGUUUGGAGGAGCUCAGAAGUGUCAUUGGCAAGGCAUACACGAGUCUCCUGAGUUGUCCGACCCUGGUCAUCAUCAAGACAACUAUAGGGUAUGGAACCGCCAAGCAGGGUACCGCUGCUGUCCACGGAGCUCCGCUGGGAGAGAGCACCCGUCAGUUCAAGGAGCUUAUCGGUGUCAACCCGGACUUGGAGUUCCAUGUCUCUGACGAAGUUCGCAAUAACUUUGAGUCCAUCAUAGCAAAGAAAAAGGCUGCACACGCUAAGUGGACCAAAAAUGUUUUUGAGCGCCUUGCUCCAGAUGUACGCGUCACCAUUGAACGCCGCUUCAAGGGCCUUGAGCACCGCACUCUUAGUGAGCUGUUUGCGAAGGCAGAUCAUGAAUAUGAAAAGCUCGUUGCAGCAAACGUGGGGAAGCGCUUGGCUUCUCGUCAGAUGAGCCAACAAAUUCUGGACCUCCUCGCUACCCAUGUGCUUGGAGACUCGAUGCUUAUUGGCAGUGCGGAUCUUGCUUCCUCGAACCUCACAAAGGUUAGCGCAUUUACAGCGGUCGCUGAUGGCUUCACUAAGGGCAGCAAUUAUGUCAAUUAUGGUGUUCGCGAGCACGCGAUGGCAGCGAUAUCGAAUGGUAUUGGUGCGCACGGUGGGUUUGUCUCCUUCGAUGCAACCUUCCUGAUGUUCUUUAGCUACUGCUGUGCAGGAAUUCGUAACGGAGCACUUAGCGAAGUCCCUGCCAUUCAUGUUUUUACCCACGACAGCUUCUUCCUUGGUGAAGACGGAGGUACGCACCACCCCAUAGAAACUGUUGCUUGGAUCCGCUCUAUGCCACGAGUGAUAGAUUGGCGCCCUUGCAGCCUGGCUGAGGUUUAUGGUGUGUACAUGACAGCUCUGGCAGAUGAUGUGAAGAUCACCAUACACGGCAAUGGAACGGGUCUCCAAGCAAAGGACCCCCACACGUACCCCAUGUCCAAGCUUCAGCAUAUCGUAUGCCUAUCCCGUCAGGCUCUUGACGACGUACCUAAUUCAUCUGCUCGUGCAGUGUUGAAAGGUGCCUAUUCGGUUCAUGAAACUGGCGGUCUCGGUGCCUUUACAACAAACAUAACAGAUGGAAAGCAUCUCAUUCUUUUGUCAUCCGGGUCUGAGGUGGGUUUGUGUCUUAAAGCGACUGAUGCCCUUGUCAAGCAGAUCCCAGAAGCUUCUGUGCGUGUCGUCUCCAUGCCAUCCUACACGAUAUUCAACUCCCAGCCCUUCUCUGAACAGAAUGCCGUUCUCCCAUGCCUUACAACCCCUGGUAUUCCGUGUCUGAGUGUAGAGCCAUAUACCUCUUUCGGAAUUGCGGGCAAAUAUGCACAUAAGUCUGUCUCGAUAGAGGACUUUUCAUUCUCUGGAAAGCCAGAUGAUUUGGCCCGCCAUUUCAACAUGACUGUAACCAAUGUCGUAGAUAUUGCACAAGCGAUGCUGGCACAGAACAGCAGCUCACCUUCCCCGGCCCUCAUGUGGAUGCAGUAA